GCCGCUUUCACAAAGGAAAACUCGCGCAUCACACGAGCAACCACAACCACAACAGCGGAGACCGUCGUGCGAGGACCCUUAUCAGUUUUGUUCCCUUUACGCAGCCAAAACAGCACCACUGUAGGUUCGUACCGUUCAAUACAUCUUUCUUUUCCUUUUUUUUUUCAGUCCCCGGCGAUACAUCAAGGUAGCACGUGAACCCAUGCAGUUCAGCCAGACGUCGUUCUCCUCACCGAUGUCGGACCACGCAGGCCACCGGCUGAGUAGUGCACGGCCGAAGCAGUGCAGCGUCACAUUUCCACCCAUUCACGCGACGCCGGAUGAGCACCGCGGCGCCUCCGCACCGGCCGGUGCAGGAACGAAGCGAAAGGAUCCACAGAAGGGUGUUAUUGGUUUUAAUCGUGACCACGGCGGCAAUUCGUCCCGCACCACGUCAGCCGCAGGCGCGCCGCGGUCGUCUGCCUGUGCGGCGGACCACACAAACUCGAUGUACAGCUCUCCCUUUCCGGCAGAAACCAACUCUCGCGCGGUACCGCCGGCCUCGGCUGCGCAGCUUCGCAAGGCCAACAAAAGUGCCACGCACCGUCCCUCUCGGACGUCUUCCGUUUUCUCCCAAGACGCCUUCAGCGCUCGCGCGUCACUUCGGGCAGGUAAAGAUCGCUCCUUGCUAACCGUAGCCGCGUUUCAACACUUUGUAGCACAGGCGGAGGAAGUGGAGGCGGAGGCGAAGAGACAGCUGUGUGAGGGCCACGUCGGUGGUGCUCUGAGCAAGUUAAAAAGGGCGCUGGACCUUGUCGAAGAAAGUGCGACGCCUCCUCCGCGCACGAGAAAAGGCGAGCUCUCUUCGAAUGGCCCAGCUGCUGCUGCUGCUGCCCUGCCGCCCCUUACCGCGUCCUCUCGUGGCGCAUCCUCGACGUUGGCGUCAGCGUCGAUGGCAACGGUCGCCGUCUCCGCUGCAGAUGCUGCGGCGUGGCGCACGGAGACAUCGCAGCGGCUUGCAGUGAUGUAUACCGUUGUCGCGAGCAACGCCGGUGUGAGGUGCGGCGUGACGGCGGAGCCGCUGGCGGUGCAGAAGGCCUACUUGCAAGCGGCCAUGCGCUACCUCCUCGAGUCGGCGGACGAAAACCUCUUCCCAGAGUGGAAGCGUUCCUCACAGCCCGGCAGUGGUCCCAGCAGGAACAGUCGUUCAGCUUCCGCUCGCUCUUCGAGCGCAAUCAAGAAACCCGCCAAGAAGCGGAAGCCUCCUGUGCCAUGCUGUCUCGCAGACGGCACGGAGCCGAACACCGCACGGUGCCAGCUGCUGCGGUGUGCGGUGCGCAACAACGCUGCGGUUUGCACUGCGGAUCGUUUUUCCCGUGGAGGUCAGGCUCGAACGGCCUACGAGCUGCUCAAGGCUUUGGUGAACGCCCGUGGCGUGUGGUGCGGUGUCGUCCUCUACAACUUGGCCGUCGCUUUCUUGGACGUUGAGCACUACGACGACGCGGCGGAAGCCAUCGCACGGUGCAUGGAGCUCAGUUUCUUCUAUUUGCAAGCAGCGGAAAACUCGCUGCACGACCCAUUCAGCACGACCACCGAAGCCGCGUGUGCAAUUCACGCUUCAAUGGCGCGGCAGAUCAUACACGGCCAUCACUUCAUCGCCACCAUGGCGGCCUGGUGCGAUCCAGCUGGUCCAGUGGAAGUGCAGCACUGCGAAAUGGCCAUGGGGUGCGCGACGCGGUACCUGAGUCCCGCAGACGCAAAGCAGCACGAGUGCCAACGACGUCUGGCCGCGGCACACGCCAGAAAAAGCGGUGUGUCCCGCCUCGCCGCAGCGCCGUUGCUCCCCUACGUGUCGCACGAUUUCACCUUUCCCGGUGCGCCUGCAGGUCGCACGACGUCGAACGGCGCCACAGAUCCCCCGGACGUCACAAUGCUGGUCGAGGGCCUUUUCUCUCUGUCGUCGUCGUCCGCGUCACCCUUGGACCUCGCGGCUGACUUACCGCCUGAAGUGCUGGCCUACGUGCGGGCUGCGAAAAAGGGCGACGCACUGCGCUUUUGGGUGAAGGAAGCGCAGCGUGGCAACGCCGCCCCGCCGUUUCUCACCGCAGCCGACGCCCUCGCACCGCUGCCUGCUCUUCUUUGUCCAUCUUCCACAGACGGCGCAGGGGGGAUUGCGGCCAGCGUCAAGGAUGCACGGCCGUCGAGUCGGAAAGCCGCAACGGCACGCGGUGACUUGCCGUCCACUUCCCCUACACGUUCGCUGGACCCAACGACGUCGUCGGCCCACACACCGCCGAAGAGCCGCCUCGCCUCGUCCGGCGGGAAAUCCUCUUCAACGGUGUGCCGGCCCAGCAAACCGGCGCCGUACUUCGUCACGACGUUGCCGCAGAGCACCUUUCGCCGGUACCGUACCUUGCGCGCCAGUGUCGUCACGCAGAUGGAGAAUGAGGAAGUCGCAGCGGGGAGCGGUGCAGCUGCGGACGGCGACCAAGAAGGUCUUGCGGCCGGUGUAGUGGAUGAUGGCAGUGACGUCAACUCCGCAGCUAAGCUGGAGACCGGGGCUGACGUGUCGCCCUACAGCACCAGCGGCACACCUGGGAGAAGCAGGCGCAUGACUGCGCUGCUGUACGGAGCUGCCGGCAUGUCGCCUACAGACACCCUUUUCACCACGCCUCACGACGCGACGAUGACCGCUGACCUCGACGGGGCUGAAGGCGACGGCGGCGGAGCUGACGACGCGGACAACGCGGGAGACUCGACCACCGUCCUUGCCAUUACAGUGCGACCGUCGGAACUGCUGCGACAGCUCGACACGGAAACAGAGGUGUGCUACUCCCGCCUCGUCGCUGACCCGCUGGCAGACGCGUACCGUAGUGCAGCCAUCCGUCUUCAAUCCUGGUGGCGUUCACGGAUGGCAAACCACGAACGAAAGAGGCGCAGCGCGGCCGUGCUGCUGCGGUGCAGAGAGGACGCACAAGCGUUUCGCAUUCAGUGCUGCUUCCGUAUGUGGAGACGGCGGAGGCUGCAGGCGGCGCAGCGAGAACGUAAGCGUCAAGAACGCCUUCGAGAAAAGCACGUGCGUGUCGUGCAAGCCUUUCUGCGUCACCGUGAGAGCCUCGAACUGUGGGGACGAGCCUGUGUGACAUACUACCAGCAACUCGUCGCCCGUCGAAAAGAGGAGAGGCGCCUCCACGCGGCUGCUGCAAAGGUGCAGAGCUGGUGGCGCAUGCUGGCGGCGCAGACGGUGGUCAAGAAGCAAAUAAAAGCCAUUGUCCGCCUUCAGGCAUUCUGGCGUGGUGUGUGUGAGCGUAGAGAGCAACGACGGCUCCGCGUGCACCGACGCUUAGCGGAAGAAGCGUUUCACAAGAGUCGCCUGACCUCCAUCACCUGUGUGCAACGAUGGUGGCGCGGAUGCCAGGAGCGUAUUGCUGCUCGCAAGUGUUUGGCGGAGAAACGGCAAGCGAUCGAAUCCUAUCUCGCAAAUGCGCAAUCUGAGCACGACAAGGCGUUAAAAACACACUUACUCAAUCCAGAUGAGGCUGUCGCGGCUAUGCGGACUGUCUUGGCUGUACUGGCGGGUGCCCAUGACCGUCGUACGCUGGGCGGGACGUAUCGAUACGCACAGAUCCGAAAGCGCGCUGUUCACCGCUAUGUCCUGAAGCACCGCGGACGCAUCGAAAGGGCGGACCUUGCCAAAGAACGCACCAACAAGUUGCGUCUGCUGAGACGGCGAGAGGAGGGGGCGGUGGCGACGUUACGACUACAAAAGUGGGGGCGGCGGUGGCUUCCACGACGGCGCGCAGCCCGACGGACAGAGAUGGAGGCUUUCCAGCACGAAGCUGCAGCGAAGAUUCAGGCGACGUGGCGGAUGUAUAGCAUCCGGCAAGAACUGAACGCGUUCUCGGACUUUCUGGCGAGCGACCGUCACCGCUACGCGAGGAGGAUUCAGCGUGCUUGGCGGGCGCACCACGCGCAACGAAAGGCGACGCCUCUAAAACAGCAGCGCAUAGACACUGACAACGCAAAUGACCUGCGGCGGAAAGAGCUGACGCGCGGUCAUGACGCUGUCGUGCAUAUUCAGCCGUGGUACCGCACCCAUCGCACUCCUACAGGCGGUCAGCGAAGCGGCAGCGGCCGUUUGCUUUCUUUACCGUCUACUCCCGCCGCUGCGGCACGGCGCAUCCAAGUGUGCUGGCGCUCCCACUUCACCAAAAAAACCACGCAACAGUCGCCCUCUGCUGAAGACCUUCUCCCCGCCAUGCAGCAGCUCCCGCCCAAUGCUGCCUCCGCGUAUGCAACAUGGAUUCAGGCGUUUGCGCGAUCUUGGUUAAUUCAACGCUCUCUUCGGCGACUGCCUUCACGCAAAUCCGGCUCACCCAGCUCCUCACCUCUGAGUCCGUCGUACCGUAAGUUCCAGGUUCCUCAACCACCGACGGUGCCGCCCUGCAUGCGAGUCUCUGCCUGCUCCGGCCUUGGUGCAGCAGAGGCGGAAACGGACGCCGUCCUGAACGCGGCGGACGCGCUGACGCUCCGCCAAGGUGGCCCGACGCUGCCCGGUUUCUGUCACACUGGCGGGUCUGCUGCGACGACGCCCACGAUGACCGACCACGGUCACCACUCGCCGAGCAGCAGCGCCUUGCCACAGUCCCUUUCCCGGCUGACCAGCUCUACCGACAAGCUGCUCUACUUCUUCUGCACCGACUCUUCCUACGAGCCGUACAGUGCACGACGCCCGCGCAGCCCCUCCUCCUCGACGGCCAGCGCGUACAGCGAUGAGGAAGGGACGACGGAGGAAGAAACGGUGCAAGAAGAGAAGGCAGACCAAGUGAAGAAAGUGGACGCCGAAGAAUCCACGCACUCCGACUCCGCGAGGAAGAUGUCCACAACGCGCAGUGCGGCAGACGACGGCGUGGCGCUCCAUCAGUCCCCCACCACGGCCUCCGUUGGCAGUCCCUCAGGGGCCCAAGCAGCUGCCUUUCCCAUCCCACGCCCACCCGCGCCGCACCGCAUCAUGUGCACUGUGCAUUGCCGGCACACGCCAGAAGAAAUCGCCGCGGCAACGCGCAUUCAGGCGGCGUGGCGUGGCAUCCGCGCGCGGUGCGACGUGGAGUACUACUAUGAGGAGUACUACGAAGAGGUGGAGGUGAAUGAAGAAGAUGGCAACGCCGAGUGA
This is a messenger RNA of Leptomonas pyrrhocoris, 5152 nucleotides long. RefSeq lists its product as hypothetical. Gene Ontology annotation, molecular function: protein binding. NCBI's taxonomy places the organism in Eukaryota, Euglenozoa, Kinetoplastea, Trypanosomatida, Trypanosomatidae. Bases 203 to 5152 code for a protein of 1649 amino acids. Gene Ontology annotation, biological process: spindle organization; mitotic cell cycle; establishment of meiotic spindle localization. The transcript has a single exon. The record is from RefSeq and is a predicted model, not a curated record. Gene Ontology annotation, cellular component: spindle pole.